GGUGGACGGCGGAGCUCCAUGAGAGAUUUGUUGAUGCUGUUACUCAGCUGGGUGGCCCUGAUAGUAAGUCUAAGUCAACUCAACUCUCUCUCUCUCUCUAGAUGAUGCGCUCCUGGCUUCGUUUAGUUGGUGAUAUACAGAUAUUUGGAAAUGGGUUUCUGUAUAGUUAUUUGUUUAUUGUCUUUUGCUAUUCAUUGUAGGUGCUUUAUCUUGAUUAUUUAGUUGAUUGGUGUAUAUAUAUUAAUUACUCUCUCUCAUUACCUUUUCUUUCUCUAAUCAUUAUCAUCAUCAAUACUGCGGUUCAUGUUCGUUUUUGGUAGUAUGUAUAUUAGUUGCUUUAUGGUGAAAUUAAGUUAUUAUACAUUAAUUUUCAUUUUCAUUUUUUCACCCUUUCCAAAUUCCGAUUACCCAUCAUUAUAAGCAGUUGAUGCCCUCUCUCUCUCUCUCUAACUUGUCUCAAUAACGGCCAUGAUUUUUAAUUCUUUUAAAUAAUUAGAGUUAUAUUCUUAUACGCUCUAGAAUGAACUUCAAGAAUUGCUAUUUUUCUCUUUCCUUUUUUGACGUUUUACAAGUGAAUUAUUGUAUAACUAUUUGCCAAUUAUGAAAGAAAAUUGUCUUCUUAACUUGUGCACUCUUCCUUCUCAAAUGUUAUGGGGAUGUCCUUAAUUCAAUUUGAUCCUGUGGCGGAGUGACCCUUUCUGGAGGCUGAAGCCUUGGUAGAUUUCACCCCGUUUCGUGUGGUUUUGGAUUCUGUUUAAGUAUUGGGUUAUCAAUGUCAAACUUGUUACAAUUGUACAGUGGAUCCAAUUUAAUAGGGUCACGAAUUUUAGGGUUUCAGGAGAGAGACUCAUUCUUUGGAUGUUUAUGGUCCUAAUGUGUUUUGGCCCUUUUGGGUAAUAGUGCAGCCACCACCUUUCUAGCCAUUGUUUUUUGCCUUCGUUAGGGAAUCUCAAUUCUCUUUUACUCUUGGAUGUAGGUUGGUGUCACGGCUCCUUGGUCACUUGUUCGUGCUUUGUGCUUAUUUCUCAAUUUUUGCUUCACUAGUUUUGGAUUUAGCUUUUGUUUGUUGUGCAUCUGCCCUCAAUCGCAACCAAAUUUCUAAUCCUUAAACAGUCUUAGUGGUCAAAUUUUGUUUGACAAAUGGGCUAUCCUUUAUAUAAGUGUCUAGAAUCUACUUCACCAAGGAGAAAAAGUAGUCAAAGGGAGAAACUUGAUUUUGGCACCAUUCUGUUCAAUUGUUUUUGGCAUACACGAUCUGAUUACAGACAAAUUAGAGUGUUUGUGGUUCUUUGUCAUCAUUUUGGAAGAAUAUUCUGAUGUAAAUGCAAAAUUUAUGUGAGCAUCAAGAAUAUAACAAGGAUGAUCAAUUUAUCCGCUUGUAUUGCCUUCGCACUUCUUGAAUCAAACAGUUCCUAAACAGUGUGAAAAUGGUGAUCAGAAUCACAUAAAGGGUUCAAUUGCAUGCAGAAGUAUCGUGGAAUUAACAUAUUCCUCUCUCUCUCUGAGCUUUUGAUAUACUAUUUUUGUUAUGUAUUACAUUGGGGUGAAACAGGAGAUGAUAGAGGCUUCCAGUUAUGUUUCUAUGUUGUCUUGUGUUGUAUGUCUUGUUAUGUACGCUCUUGUAUUUCAAUUAUUUUGUAAAUUGGAACAUAGCUGGAUUAAUGUUUAAAAAGAGUACUGUACUGUUAUUACUUUGGAUUUAUCAACUUCGAGGUGUAUUUUGAAAUGCGAUAAUCUUAAAAUAUAAGAAAAAGGGAAAAAAAGAAUGAAAGAAAACAAUGACAAAAAGAAGUGAGUUUUGAAAUGUAUAUGACUUGCCUCUAUAAGUCGAAGACCUUGCAUUCUCGUUUUUGAGUUUGUUGAGGUACUAUUAUAGGAGAAUUUCCUACGUCCACGCUAAUUUUAACAACUCAAAUCUGAGGUUUGACUUCAUUGAAAAUUUGACUAGAAUGCUUUGAAAGAGAUUCCUCCUAACAUUGUUGAAGAAUACUAUUGCUUAGUAAAUUUAAUGUUUUGAAGGGUAAAAGUUCACUUAUAUAGUUUGAAGUUAUACCAUAUAUUGUCCUUGAUUUAGCAGUCAAGAAAUUCUUUUACACUCGGUGUCUAGGGUGCAAUUGUUGAACUGAAAGUGGAUAAGUAAUUACCAGCAAUCAGAUGUUGAUUGGUAAUAUAGAUGAUGCUAACUAAAAACUUUAAAUAAGCGCUUGCAUCACAAAGGAGAAUUUUAAUCUCAAAAUGAGUGCAAGAAAAUGGGAAACCACUUAAGAGUCAUGAGAUAAAUAUGAGAACUGCCAGAGGUAAGGGACAAAUGGUGAUUAUUGAUGUUUCAGUCUUCUAAUCGUUUUGAGCACUGCUAGAAGUAUGACUGUAGAAAGCUGGAGGUAGGAAUUGGAAUGUGAAAUGGAAAACUGGUUAUAAGGAAAGAUUGCCUCGUGUAAUGAUGAUAUUAGAAGAACUUCUGGAUGGCUUUAUCAACUUCAAGGGUCUCUGAGCCAGAACUUUCUUAGUAAAAAUUGAUAACUGCAGAAUUUUGGUGGGCUAUGGCCGCUGCCAGAUGUCUCUACAUCUGCCAUUCGAUGAAGGCAAAGCAAGGUUAAUGCUUAUGCCUUGCUAGGACAAGGUACUCUCAGGCAACAGACAAGACUGGGAUACUUGAUGCAACUCACUUCUAAUUAGGACAUUGGAUAAUCUAUUGCUGUAGCUGCUUCUGUUAGGAAUGACGUUUGGAGAUUGCUUACAAAUAAGUUUCACAUGGUGCAAUUGAAGGUUGUGGCUGGAAUAUCCUCUUGUUGAAGAAACUGAUAUCAUUCUUUUCCGAUUUGGAUAAAUUAAUUCUUUUUAUGUGCGUUCCUGAAAUUUUGCCGUUACUCACAACUUAAGUCAUUUCCUGACCAAAGCCCUCAUUCAGAAGAUUUUUGAAAGGCUGGUCUGCAGUCUGCACCUGGUAUACUUUAUUUUUACGAAGGGCCUGUAAACUCCCUUGCAGCCCAUGAAUUGAAGCACUUAGAAUGAAUUCAAGGAAAUCCAUUGUUUUACCUUUUGUUCUAGGCACACAAAUUUAUGAAGCUUUGUAUAUGAUCAGUUGUAUUUUUUCUUUGGAGAGGCAAUGACCAUAAUUGUCAAGAGACCAAUGUGCAUCCCAUAAAUAUCUAGUGUUGCAUCGAUGGUUAAAUUUCAAUAUCACAUGCUUUCAGCACUGAAUAGAAAAUCUUGCAACAGAGUAUAGUGUUUCAUGUGUCUAAGAAAUGAAAAAUGGCUUUUUUAUGUUGAUUACCCAUAUCAUGAAGCAAUCUACAGAAUGAGCCUAUUCAGGGCUCUACCAUUUCACCAAGUUCUGGAGUAGGAUAGUACAUAGGGUUUAGGUUUGACAUGUUACAAUGAUUUACAUUCCAGUUUUUGCCUUAACUAUCUUAUAUGUGCCAUUGAACUUUGUCAACAUUUCUUGGGACUUAAUUUCCAGCCUAUGGAGCUGUUUGCCAAAAAAAACACAAGAAAAAAUAGACAAGAUGAUUUAUGCUAAUUCUGGUCGGGUGGCACGAUAUAUACCAGCCAGGGUCUCCUAUAAAAAAAAGAUAUUUACCAGUCCGGGUCAGAAAAAGUUUAAAGAAAAGCUUUGAUUACACGCUGAUCAGAGCUACUUUGCCUAAUUGCUUUGUUUAAAUUCUGAAUCAUCUUUGUAGUCAGACAAGCUGAUUUCAAAUGUUUCUGAACACACCCUGUAUUACUUUGCUUCAAAACUUGACCUACUCUGUUUUUGGACCCAUGCAUUUGGACUCACCUGACGGGUCUAUUCUCUUGUGUAAGAUCUUACUUUUUCGAUAUUGUAUAAAUUUUUCAUGGAUAUUCUUUCAAAAUUUUGAGAAUUUGUUUUGCUGAUAUUCUAUCUGUCCUGAUUUGCAUUGCAGAAGCAACUCCAAAGACAAUUAUGAGAACAAUGGGAGUCAAAGGCCUCACCCUCUAUCAUUUGAAGUCUCAUCUUCAGAAAUAUCGGCUGGGGAAGCAAUCUUGCAAGGAGUCAACUGACAACUCUAAAGACGCAUCUUGCAUCGCAGAAAGUCAGGACACAGGCUCAUCUACAUCAGCAUCAUCAAGACUGAUGGCCCAAGAUUUGAAUGAUGGCUACCAGGUGACUGAAGCUUUGCGAGUACAGAUGGAAGUCCAGCGAAGACUGCAUGAGCAGCUGGAGGUCCAGCGUCGUCUCCAACUUCGAAUUGAAGUGCAAGGCAAAUACCUGCAAUCGAUUCUUGAAAAAGCUUGUAAAGCUCUCAAUGACCAGACCGCAGCCACUUCUGGGCUUGAUGCUGCUAGGGAAGAGCUGUCUGAACUAGCGAUCAAGGUUGCCAAUGACUGUCAUGGGAUGAUCCCAGUCCCUUCAUUGUCUGAAGUUGCUGCAGCUCUAGACAACAACAAUGCUUCAAAUGUGCCUAUUCGAAUUGGUGACUUCUCCGUUGACAGCUGCUUAACGACAAGCAGAAACUCAGUUUCUCCCAUGGGUUUGGCUUUGCAGGCUGCUGCACUGAAGAAGAGAUCAAGGCCCGUGUUUAGUAAUGGAAACUCAUUGCAUGUGGACAACAGUAUGCACCACGAGUGGAUGACGACUAAUAUUACAUGAAUAGAAGGACAUUUUUAACUCAAAAUUGCAUCUUCAAUUGUUUGCCAUCUCUAUUUACUAUUUUCCUUCUCGCCGAAAUGAUGGAUUUAUGUUGCCAAACUGUAACAUCAGUGGUUUGUAUAAUCUGAAAGCCAGAUUCAUGUCAACUUGGGAAUACAUUGAGUCAAUCUGAAGUUGUCUCCUAUUACACCUAGUUGUACAUUCAAAAUCUAUAUAAUUUUCUAUGGG
Messenger RNA from Ilex paraguariensis (yerba mate), 4840 nucleotides. The record is from the annotation of a GenBank genome assembly. NCBI's taxonomy places the organism in Eukaryota, Viridiplantae, Streptophyta, Magnoliopsida, Aquifoliales, Aquifoliaceae.